Messenger RNA from Magnolia sinica, 1781 nucleotides. Its product is annotated as probable glycerol-3-phosphate acyltransferase 8. Bases 31 to 1539 code for a protein of 502 amino acids. Gene Ontology annotation, cellular component: membrane. Gene Ontology annotation, molecular function: glycerol-3-phosphate 2-O-acyltransferase activity; phosphatase activity. NCBI's taxonomy places the organism in Eukaryota, Viridiplantae, Streptophyta, Magnoliopsida, Magnoliales, Magnoliaceae. The record is from RefSeq and is a predicted model, not a curated record. Gene Ontology annotation, biological process: cutin biosynthetic process. The transcript is spliced from 2 exons.
ACAUACAAACACAUCCACAAAACCACAACAAUGCCACCAUGCGACCCCAACUACACCUCCUGCGCUCCCAUCGUCCAAGACAUCCAAACCGUUGUAGCUGAUCUUGAUGGCGGUCUCCUCAUCUCUCGAAAUCCCUUCCCUUAUUUCAUGCUCAUCGCCAUCGAGGCCGGCAGCCUCCUUCGCGGCCUCCUCCUCCUCCUCCUCUCUCCUCUCAUCCACCUACUCUACACGUUCGUAUCCGAACCAACAGCAAUCCAGCUCAUGAUCUUCAUAUCCAUGUUUGGAUUGAAGAUCCGAGACAUUAGGACGACCGCACGUGCCGUCCUGCCAAGAUUCUAUGCGGCGGAUGUCCGCGAGGACAGCUGGCGGGAAUUCAGUAGCGUGUGUGGUAGGAGGAUUGCUGUGACGGCAAUCCCAACGGUGAUGGUUGAGCCGUUCGUUAGGGAUUUUCUUGGUGGGGAUGGAGUGCUGGGAACGGAAAUCGACGUGAAUCCUAGAUCCGGGCGGGCAACUGGGUUUGUUAAAAUGCCAGGUGUUUUGGCGGGAAAAUUGAAGAAGUUGGCGAUUAAGCAAGAGUUCGGCGACGAAUCGCCGGAUUUGGGGAUUGGAUGUGAGGCGUCUGAUCAUGAUUUUGUGUCCCUCUGCAAGAAGGGUUAUAAUAUUGUCCACCAGGGCAGUUCAGCCGUUCCUGUCCAUCAGGACCCCCUCAAUCGCCGCAUCAUCUUCCACGACGGCCGUCUAGUUCAACGGCCCACCUCUCUCAAUGCCAUCAUCACCUUCCUCUGGAUCCCCCUAGGCUUCAUACUAGCCGUCGUCCGAAUCUUUUUCCACAUCCCACUUCCCAUCUACAUGGUGCACCGUUCGGCUCGCAUUUUCGGCGUCAACAUUAUAAUUCAUGGCCAGCCUCCACCGCCGCCCUCCCCGGGCUCUCCUGGUUUCAUCUACGUGUGCAACCACCGCACAGCCAUUGAUCCUCUCAUCAUUGCGAUCGCCCUCGGACGCAAGGUCUCGUGUGUCACUUACAGCCUAGGCCACUUCUCUGAGCUCGUGUCCCCCAUACCAACAGUCCCAUUAACAAGAGAUCGUGCAACUGAUGCAGCUCGCAUCUCAGCCCUCCUCAGUGAUGGCGAUCUUGUAAUUUGCCCUGAGGGUACCACAUGUCGUGAACCGUUCUUGCUACGGUUCAGUGCCUUGUUCGCCGAACUGAGUGACCGGAUCGUGCCGGUAGCGGUCAAUACUGCCCCAAGCAUGUUCUAUGGAUCAACAGUUAGGGGGUGGAAGUCGAUGGACCCGUUCUUCGUCUUCAUGAACCCUAGGCCCAUUUUUGAAAUCACUUUCCUGGACCCUAUGCCAACUGAGAUGACAUGUACCGGCGGGAGGACCGCGAUAGAAGUCGCGAAUCAUGUGCAAAGGUUGUUGGGGUGCACACUAGGGUUUGAGUGCACCACAUUGACUAGGAAGGAUAAGUACAUGAUGCUAGCAGGCCACACUGGGGUGGUGGACAACUCAUCUAAAAUGGAGCCCAGCAAGAGUCAGUGAGCUCUUGUCUCAAUAUACAUUUCGAAAUGAACUUUUGAAAAUUUGGUUUUGGCAUAAUGUGAGAAGUAAUGGGCGUACGGUUGUUGGUAGUGAUCCCGUGCGCACCCAAGUCGAGCCCACGGAAAAUAUUGAUAAGAUGAUAUUGGAAUAUUGAAUAGGCUUAGAGGGGUGUUUUGUUCAUUUGAAGAAUAUCUACUUUGUUGAUUGUAAUGUAACAUAUAUAUUAAGUGUUCGUUUGGCUA